UGGCUCUGCUGUUGACGCCACGUAAGAUUGACAGUAGGUGAUACCACAAAUAAUCUUUGAAUGAAAAAUCAGAACAAUAUUAAAAUAUGAAGUAUGAAAAACUGCAUUUGUGAUAAAAUUUCCCAUUAAUUUCCAGUGAAUAUUGAACAUCCAAAAUGUCUGAGAAUAGGAUAAAUGGAUCUCCUAGUUUAUCAGAGAAAGCAGUGAACCCUGCUACAAGACCUGUGCCUCAGUACAAUUUCAAUGGAAUCGCAUCACCACAAAAUUCUUCCAGGGGUUCUUCUCCCUCACCUCAUUUACCUAAAAUACCAGUAUCGCAGUUGCCACCUUCAAGAAUACCACCUUCGCAGCUUCCCCCUGCUUCAUCAAUCAACUCACUGUCUCAAAAAGUGUCACAGUUGACUGUUCAGCAUCAGAUGCCAAAUAUUAUAAGGCCACAACAUUUUUCAACACCUAAUGAAAAUGUAAGUUUGUUGAAGACAAAUGUCAGUACAGGUUUAAGCAGUUUUUCUCCUGUUACAACAAGGUCUAAGAAUGAUAACUUAUCACCACAGAAUUUUCUUGAAAUUUCAUUAAAUGAUGAUAAAUCUACUAAGUCUGAUCAAUCCAAAGAAGAUGAGUAUUCAAAUAGCCAGCCGAUAAAAGCAGUUCAUGGUAUGGAUGAUAGGAAUACAAAUGUAGGAACUAUGAAUGAUGUAAAAAGUAAUAAUCAGAUCAAUAAAGGAGUGCAAAUGGAACCCAGAAACUUUAGCAAUCAUCUAUUUCAAAAUGAUUAUAUGAACAGAAGCAAUAAUGAUGCUGCAAGGUCAAGUCAACACAAUCCAUUUUUGGGUGAUUUACUAAAAAAUAAUGAUAAUAAACCAGUUGUAAAUCAUUCAUUACAACAGGGAAACUUUCAGCCAUUACACUCUCAAUUGCCUCUCAGUCAACAUUUUAAAAACUCACCAAGUGCACUAGGACAACCUACCCCAGUUCAGUCGCAGUUUCCAAAAGUGGGAAUGCAGAAUGUGAGCAAUAGUGUAUAUCCUGUGACUAAUGUGAAUAAACCCAAUAUAAGUGCUAAUAGAAUGCCUUCUCCCAACAAUAUUCCAGUACAUAAUCAGCCUUUGGCACCUCCGAAUAGUAAUAAUUUUGUUCCAAGACCAACAUCGGGUGUUAGACCAAGUUUCAAUUUGAGUGCAAUGGGAAGUCAGUUUCAGAAUAAUCAAGCUACAUUAGGAAAUCCAAGAUUGCCGUCAAUGCCUCAGAAUGUAUCAAAUUAUCGUUCACCAGGGAAUCUCCAACCAUUAGCAACUCCCCCUACUUACCCUCCAAGUUAUAAUGGUGAACAAAAGCAGUCUACACCAUCUUUUAAUCAGCCACCACCAACUCAAAACUACUCUCCGUCCCAUGUUAGACCUCAAAUGCAGUCCUCAAGAUAUCCUACUGUACCGCCCCAAUCUACAGCAACUCAACCUAGUAUGCCCCCAUACAGUCAACAGUAUCAAGGUAAUCUAGCCCAGAAUCAAAGAAAUUCGGGAUAUGCAACAAAUCAAUACCAAACCCAAUCGUAUGGUCAAAAUGUUGUGAGCCAAGGUUUCAACAAACUUUGGGGUAUGGAAAAUUAUGAUCUACUUCAAACAAUCAACAUUCUACCACCUAGCAAGAUUCCAGCUCCUAAAAUACUCCUGGGCAAUGAGACUUUGAAUUCAGCCAACUGUAGUGGAGAAAUUUUCAGAUCGACACUUACGAAGAUACCAGAGAGCCAAAGUUUACUACAAAAGUCGAGAUUACCACUUGGAAUUCUCAUACAUCCCUACAAAGAUCUUACUCAACUCUCAGUGAUACAGUGCAAUGUUAUAGUGAGAUGCAGAGCGUGUAGGACUUACAUAAACCCUUUUGUUUCCUUCGUAGAUUCAAAGAGAUGGAAAUGUAAUUUAUGUUAUAGAGUGAACGAACUUCCGGAAGAAUUUCAAUAUGAUCCAGUUUCAAAGACUUACGGAGACCCUUCAAGAAGACCCGAGAUUAGAUCGAGUACCAUAGAAUACAUAGCUCCUGCUGAGUAUAUGCUACGACCUCCUCAACCAGCUGUUUAUCUAUUUUUGUUGGAUAUCUCCAGACUGGCUGUGGAAUGCGGAUAUUUGAAUUUGUUCUGUAGUGUUCUACAAGAAGAAUUAGUUAAUUUGCCUGGAGAUUCCAGAACGCAAGUUGGUUUUAUAGCUUAUGACUCUUGUUUACAUUUCUUCUCAUUUGCCGAAGGGUUGAGUCAACCCCAUGAAAUGAUGGUUUUAGACAUAGAUGAUAUAUUCUUACCCUGUCCAGAUAACUUGUUAGUUAAUUUAAAAGAUAAGAUGGAACUGAUAAGAGAUUUACUGAACGAGCUCCCGACUAGGUACAAUAACAGCUACGAUAGCAAUUCUGCUAUGGGAGCUGCUCUACAAGCCGCUCAUAGAAUGAUGUCUGCCACCGGAGGCAGAGUAACUGUAUUCCAGUCAAGUCUACCUAACGUUGGUCCUGGUGCUUUGACACCAAGGGAAGAUCCAAAUCAAAGAUCAGCAGCUGAAGUUCAAAACUUAAAACCCGCAAACGAUUUUUACAAACGUCUAGCGCUGGACUGUAGUAGUCAACAAAUAUCCGUGGACUUGUUUAUAAUCAAUUCUCAAUACAUUGACAUAGCCACUAUAAGUGGAAUCAGUAGAUUCAGUGGAGGAAGCGUUCAACAUUUUCCUCUUUUCAAACACAAUAGGCCUAUUCUGAGUGAUAAGUUAGAAAGAUGUUUUAGACGAUAUUUGAUUAGGAAAAUUGGAUUCGAGGCAGUUAUGAGAAUAAGGUGCACAAGAGGGAUGUCGAUACACACAUUUCAUGGGAAUUUCUUUGUUCGUUCUACGGAUUUGCUUUCAUUACCUAAUGUUAAUCCGGACGCAGGAUUUGGUAUGCAAGUUUCAAUCGACGAGAAUUUAUCGGAUGUAGAUACUGUAUGUUUUCAAGCAGCUUUAUUAUAUACAUCUAGUAAAGGAGAGAGAAGAAUUCGAGUACAUACGUUAUGCCUACCUGUAGUAUCGGCUCUUCAUGAAAUUGUACACUCAGCUGAUCAACAAUGUAUAGUUGGACUAUUAGCUAAAAUGGCAGUGGAUAGAAGUAUAGAAUCUAGUCUUUCAGAUGCAAGAGAAGCGUUCAUAAACGUUGUCAUAGAUAUAUUGUCCAGCUAUAAAUUAUCUCUAAAUCUUGGAUCAACUCCGAACGGAUUGCUGGCACCAAAUUGUUUGAAACUUUUACCCUUAUACAUUUCUGCCUUGCUUAAAACUCAGGCAUUUAGAACAGGUACUUCAACUAGAUUGGAUGACAGAGUUAAAGCUAUGAUCGAUAUGAAAACAUUGCCGUUAAUGAGGUUAAUUCAAUGUGUUUAUCCUGAUUUAUAUCCAGUACAUAAUUUAGAGGAACAACAAAUAAUUUUGAAUGUGGAAGAAAUUCCCAUUCAUGUACCUCCCCGCCUACAAUUAACAUCAAGAAAUAUUGAUAGCAUAGGUGCUUAUCUUAUGGAUACUGGAGAUCAUAUGAUACUAUAUGUUGGUUCUAGUGUAUCACAAGUUUUUCUGAUGGAGGGUUUGGGUGUCCAAAAUUUCAAUUCAUUGGAUGAACAACUGUAUGACAUUCCGUUCAUAGAAAAUGAAACUAAUCUCCGGCUAGUGUCAUUCAUAAACUAUUUGAAUGAGGAAAAACCUCAUCCUGCAACUAUACAAAUAAUAAAAGAUAAUAGUCCUAAUCGUGGUGUGUUUCUUGAGAGACUUGUAGAGGAUAGAUUUGAAAAUGCACUUUCUUAUCACGAGUUUUUACAACACAUAAAAGCUCAAGUGAAAUAAUGUUAAGUUGUAUUCAUUCUAUAAUUAUUGGUUUUGUAAAAUUAUACAUCUUUAUAUAUAAGGGUGUAACUCUUCGAGUCAUUAUAACUAAUUUGGUGGAAUGAAUGAACCAGGAAAGAAUAUGUUUCGAUAUAUUGUUUUCAAUGGAAUUUUGAGAUGUACUCUUUCAAUAUAUGUCCAAAUUACGCAAAUGCCAUUAGAAUAUUUUAUUUAUCUUAUAGCAAAGAUUUUUAAUAAGUAUGUUAAAUGCUUGAAUGAUUGAUUCCAUUUAAAUAUGUGGCAGUGAAUAAACUGCAUGGCAAAAUUCGAGUUUAGUUUUUGCAAAAUGAAAUUAACUAUGACUAUUAUUUCUCUGAUGUUAUAAUGAAAAAAAUUGUUAUGCACACAAAUUAAGUGGAGAGUUUUUCAAUAGCAUUGAAUGUUUUGGGAAUGUAUAUAAAUUAUUUUAAAUAGUUCUUUCUAUUCUACUCUUAUUUUAUUUAUCACCCCAAAUAGUGUAGAAAAUACACUUUGUAUCAGUGAGUUUAUAUAAAAAAAUUGUUUUCUGAAUCUAUAUUGAAACAGACCAUCCUGAAUGAGUGAAAAUAUUAUUUAUAUUAUGUUUAUGUACAUCAAAUGCAUAAUAAAGAUGUGCAUUAUUUGUU
Messenger RNA from Harmonia axyridis, 4483 nucleotides. RefSeq names its product protein transport protein Sec24A (gene Sec24AB). The transcript has 2 exons. The record is from RefSeq and is a predicted model, not a curated record. Gene Ontology annotation, cellular component: COPII vesicle coat; endoplasmic reticulum exit site. Gene Ontology annotation, biological process: endoplasmic reticulum to Golgi vesicle-mediated transport; intracellular protein transport; COPII-coated vesicle cargo loading. NCBI's taxonomy places the organism in Eukaryota, Metazoa, Arthropoda, Insecta, Coleoptera, Coccinellidae. Gene Ontology annotation, molecular function: zinc ion binding; SNARE binding. The coding region runs from base 156 to 3839 and encodes 1227 amino acids.